Molecule: messenger RNA, 1461 nt
Organism: Coccinella septempunctata (seven-spotted ladybird)
Lineage: Eukaryota; Metazoa; Arthropoda; Insecta; Coleoptera; Coccinellidae
Gene: Cpap3-a2
Product: protein obstructor-E-like
Exons: 5
Coding region: 502-1221 (239 amino acids)
Cellular component (GO): extracellular region
Molecular function (GO): chitin binding
Source: RefSeq, a predicted model, not a curated record
CUCAUCGCGAUGCGCCAUCUGUCUCGCAAAGACUGAACCAAACCUCACUCACUCUGGAGAUAUUUCAUAAGUGGAGACACUUGGAGAUUUUUCCUGACCACAGUCAUUCCUUGUUCAAUUCUCUCUUGCUAUUCUGUCGAAAAUCGAACGAAACAAUGAAACCAAUAUUGUAGAAAGGCCGAGACAAGCUUGAAGCACUCCAUCGACGAGUGAACACCGCUGGACAGUCAAUGAAACGACAAUAUAUCAGGGCGAUUAACCUUCUUAUAUUUCGGUAUCCAUAAAUGCGUCGAGAGACUCGCCCAUUUUAACCUAGUCCCCCACAAUAGCUCUCCCCGAUUUCCUGAUACCGAGAAAAAGGUGAAAGAACCUGUUUUGCGCUCUGUAACGUUCAUAUACAUAUUGAACCACUUUCUUAACGCUCAAUCGGAAUGAUAUCGAAUCGAAAAUUGAGGUAACGCAUUCGUGAGUGACGAUAAUACUGACAAAGUACUCUUCGAGAUGUUUGCCAGCGAGUUUUUCGUGGUGUUGUGUCUUCUGUCAGUGGGCUGCCUGGCACAGUUCAAAUGCCCUGCCAGAACCGGGUUUUUCCCAGAUCCCGAACAGUGCGAUCUGUACUACGUUUGUUCGAGAGGCAGCUAUGAGGAGAAGCUCUGUCCUGACGGUCUAGUUUUCGAUGACACCAAUCCCAACAAGGGCAAAUGUGACAUACCUUCGAACGUCGAUUGUGGAGACAGAGAUGUUUUACAGGAGGCGAAACCAAGCAAGGGUUGCCCUAGAGCCAAUGGGUACUACCGGCACACGGACCCCGAGGCUUGCGAUAAGUUUUUCAACUGCGUGGAUGGAACACCGAUAGAAGUGUCCUGUCCACCUGGGCUCAUAUACGACGACGUGGAAAGUACUUGCUCGUGGCCCAAAGAGAGCAACAGGAAGGACUGCGGCAUCAUCAAAAGAGAUUCUUUGGAGGAUGGUUUCUCUUGCCCAGAGGAAGAGGCAUUGGGUCCAGAUGGGAGACUGAUGCCCCAUCCAACAUACGCGCAUCCGGACGACUGUCAGAAAUUCUACAUCUGUAGGAAUGGAGUGAGACCACAAAGAGGUGCCUGUCCUUAUGGAAAAGUUUACAGUGAAGAUACUUUCAAAUGCGAAGAUCCCAAAAAUGUCCCUGGGUGUGAAGAUUAUUACGCUAAGGAUGAGAAAAAACCACAGGGAAGAAGUCAGUGAAACUUGAAGUCACAAUAUAUUGAAGAAAACUGAGCCUGGGAGCUUCCAAAAAGUUUGGGAAAUAAUUCAAACUGUUUCGAUUGUAUUUUGUAGGAAAUAUUUAUUAAUUUGAUCUAUUUUUGUUGAUUUGUAUCAACAUUUCAGUCGUUUAGUCAGUUUUGUCGUUGCAUGAUUACUUCGAACAAAUGAGAAAUCUACAGAAAACGUUUUUGGAAAGAAUAAAAUGAUAUUUUUUCGAGA